CCACUCACGCAGCCCUGGUUUUAUGAGGGAAAAUGUUUCGUCUCGGCCAACAGUUUAUCCCCAAGAUCGCCUUCAACUCCUUUCUAUCUGCCGUGCCACGGGACUAUUUUCAUUUUACGAGACAAUAUAAUAAAAGCUGGACGUGUAUUGGCUGAUUAUUAAUCAAAAUCAUCUAUUUUAUCUGCGUGAAAAUGCCGAGGACCAAGAAGAAGAAUAGCAGCAGCAAGGGAGGGCAGCAUGGAAAUGUGCAGCCUUUCAGUGAUGAGGAUGUCUCCAUUGAGACCCUCAGUCAUUGCAGCAGCUUCAGUGACACCGCCAGUGUCGCAGAUGAAGGUGGAGAGGCCAGUGAGGACGCAGCCCAGGAGGAUUUCCAGUACAAGCUGAAGGGCUUCAUCGACAGCACUGUUGAUAAGAGUGCUAAGACCAGACAAGGGGCGCUGGAUGGGCUUAAGACGGCAAUGGCCACACGGAUCCUGUAUGAGUUCAUCUCGGAGAGAAGGAUGACCAUCACAGACAGCAUCGAACGCUGCCUCAAGAAAGGCAAAGGCGAGGAGCAGCGGGCGGCAGCUUCUUUAGCCUGCCUGCUGUGCAUCCAGCUGGGCUCGGGCAUCGAGAGCGAGGAGGUGUUCAAGACCCUGAAACCAAUCUUCAAAAACAUCCUGGCAGACGGAUCAGCCAACAUACAAGCCAGGCAGGCUGUUGCGACAAGUCUGGGUCUGUGUACUUUAGUUGCAGAAGAUGACAUUUUGGACGUGCAUGCCACCAUGGAAUGCUUUGAGAACCUGUUCACCCGGUCCUACGCGAGGAUGGAUGGUACCUGUCCUUUGAUCAAUCCCCAGACGAGCCAGCUCCACACCAACGCCCUGCUGUCCUGGGCUCUGCUGCUCACCAUCUGCACUGCCAACCAGCUCAAAGACAUCCUGCGCAAACACCUGCCAAAACUGCCAAGAUUGCUGGAAAGUGAGGAUGUCAACAUGAGGAUUGCUGCAGGGGAGACCAUUGCGCUGCUUUUUGAGUUGGCCAGAGACCUGGACGCUGAGUUUGAGUUUGAUGACUGGGACCAACUGUGUGACAAACUGAACGCGUUAGCCACGGACUGUAACAAGCACAGAGCCAAGACCGACAAGAGGAAGCAGCGGUCGGUGUUUAGGGACGUACUCAAAGCUGUUGAGGAGGGCGACUUCCAGUCUGAGGCCAUUCGCUUCGGGACUGAGCGCAUGACCAUCGACAGCUGGGUCAGAAAGAGGACCUAUGAUGCCUUCAGGGAGUUUGUGGGCUCUGGGAUGAACUACCACCUACAGGCCAAUGAAUUCAUCAGAGACGUGUUUGAACUGGGACCACCUAUGCUGGUUGAUUCCGCCACAAUAAAGGCCAUGAAAAUCCCUCGCUUUGAAAGGCAUCUCCACAACUCUGCUGCAUUCAAGGCCCGGACCAAGGCCAGAAACAAGUUCAGGGACAAGAGGGUGGAUGUGGGAGAAUUUUAACCUCUCUUUUUUUUUUUUUUUUUUUCCCUCUUUUUCUUUCCACUCUAAUACCCUAUUUAUCAGACUUCCCUGCUUUUUAGAUGAAUUAUCACGACUUUGUGUCCAUCCAAAUCCAUCUUUUGAAUAUCAAACGCUCGCCCUUUGUAGACUUGAAAGGUGGCUUUAUCACCGAUGCUCUGUAGUGGACACUCUCUUUUAUAGCGUCCUUUCAAACCUACAGGAGGGGAGUGUUUGAUAAUCAAACGGUUAGAUUUUGAGUAAUGUAUCCACGCAUAAACAGUGGUGUUGUACAUAAUAGUGUAUAUUUGUUUGCUCCUCAUGUUAAUAUUCAAUAUGUGGCCUUUUUUUCCAUUUUUAACAUAAGUUAUAUAAUUUUUCCAGCAUUUGUCUUGCACCACGUAAAUCUAGUUAGUUCAUAGCAAUGUCCAGACGCAUGAUCUAACCCCUUUGAUGAAUUUGUAUUAAGUUGCACUUCCUUGUUAAAACCUUAGAAGGUUAUUCCUGUAGGACCUCGGUGGAUAUUGUGUUGUCUUUUUAGUAUUGGGUAUGUAAUCUAAAGGGCAAGGAUGGUGAAAUAAACAGUGAAAAGCUGAAA
Sebastes umbrosus (honeycomb rockfish) is the source of this 2079-nucleotide messenger RNA. RefSeq names its product interferon-related developmental regulator 1 (gene ifrd1). Bases 192 to 1484 code for a protein of 430 amino acids. Gene Ontology annotation, cellular component: nucleus. The transcript has 12 exons. The record is from RefSeq and is a predicted model, not a curated record. NCBI's taxonomy places the organism in Eukaryota, Metazoa, Chordata, Actinopteri, Perciformes, Sebastidae.